Molecule: messenger RNA, 12539 nt
Organism: Oreochromis niloticus (Nile tilapia)
Lineage: Eukaryota; Metazoa; Chordata; Actinopteri; Cichliformes; Cichlidae
Gene: insrb
Product: insulin receptor b
Exons: 23
Coding region: 1304-5416 (1370 amino acids)
Biological process (GO): positive regulation of MAPK cascade; protein autophosphorylation; cell surface receptor protein tyrosine kinase signaling pathway
Cellular component (GO): axon; plasma membrane; insulin receptor complex
Molecular function (GO): ATP binding; insulin receptor substrate binding; phosphatidylinositol 3-kinase binding
Source: RefSeq, a predicted model, not a curated record
GACCCUGCGUGGCCCAGCUGAGGUGACUGGCAGGACUUGUUUACUGGUGGGGAGACUCGCAGAAAGAGAGACGGAAAGAGGGGGAACCUGAGGGAGAGCGAUCGCUAAACGGGAAUCCAAGUUUUUACACUUGACCCGUCUUUUUAAGUCUUUUUUACGUUUCGUUCACCUCAUCGUCUUUUUCUCCUGUCUUCUUCUCCUGGGCUGGCGGACUCGGGCUGUUCACUUUCAGCGUGUUUUUGAUUUUAUUUUUAUUCUGAACUCUCAUCGCCGACACUGAAACCUCGUUUGUUUUGGAUUAGCUAGCUAACGUUAGCCGUUUAGCCCCCUUCAGCUAACGUUAAUCUGAGGGAAGAAACGGACGGCGUGGUGUGGCGACUUUUCUCACCUCACGGCGGCAGCGUGCACGGUGAAUGCGGGCAUUGUUGUUGUUAUUUUCUGGCUUCUUUUACUCCUCGCGGGGAAUUUGAGAGUAAAGUGGCGUGUUUUUUUUUUUUUUUAAACCUUCCCGAGUUAGUUUUUCCCCUCUCCGCCGUUUUGUCGUUUUUACGGGCUUGCGGUGGUCAGCGGGGGUGAAGGAGUUCAGAGGAAGGUCGAAGCGAGGAAAGCUGCACGUUUUUUUUUCCUGCCGGAGUUUCCUGGGAUGUGCUCCCUGCUCAAAGAAACGGGAGGCGAGCUUGUGUGAAGACACCAGGACGCAGGAGGUGAUAUAAAGACUUCUGAAAGAAAACGAGAGCUCAAAGGCUGCCUGUGUUUUUUGGGGGUGCUGUUCAUAACUCCAGCCCAUGUCUGCAUGAGGAAAACACUGCUUUUUGUUUUUGAAAUACCCACCGAGGUCCUCCCGCACUGGAGCAGCACAUGACAGUGAAAUGAGCCCGGGGCCAGCGGACCUUCUUAGAGGAUCUCCAAACUAGCUCUCUGCGUGUGUGGGAUAUUACUAUUAUUAUUAAUAAUAGUAAUCCCCCCCCCCUCGAUUUAGCGGGGCACCAGAAUCAAACAGAUGAACGUGGACUGUCGACUUCACUUCUGGAAAAUGAAAUUUUUUACUCGCACAUGUGUCGCCAGAACCCAGGAUCACGUUAUUUAGUGUCUCAUGUACAUAACAAAUUUGGCACAGAAGACAAUUAUAAAUUUAUAACCCCCCUUACAGGGGGAGGAACGCUCAAAUCGGCUGGCUUUAUUGGACCCUUUUAAGUUUUUAGCAAUUUCCUAGUUCACUUUGAACAUUUCUCCCUGAAGACUGGAAGUUUUUUUGUUUUUUGAAAGACUUCAAGAAGAGAGUACAACUUAUCCUCCAGCCAAAAUGAGGCGGCUGACGCUUAAACUGCGAGCACAAAUGGUGUUGUUUAUCAUGUGCACCUGCAUUAUAUGCCAAUGUGGACUAAUAAACGGAGAAAUCUGCUCGAGCAAGGACAUCCGGAAUAACGUGACCAACCUCCAGUCGUUGGAGAACUGCACCAUCAUCGAGGGCCACCUAAAAAUCCUGCUCAUGUUUAAGACCAGGACGGAGGACUUCCGCGGCCUGAGCUACCCGAAACUGCGAGUGGUGACGGACUACGUGCUGCUCUUCAGGGUCUACGGCCUCGAGACGCUCAGCGAUCUGUUCCCCAACCUGACGGUGAUCCGCGGCAACAACCUCUUCUUCAACUACGCUUUCGUGCUUUAUGAGAUGCUGCAGAUGAAGGAGAUGGGCCUGUACAGCCUCAUGAACAUCACCCGGGGCGCCGUGAGGAUAGAGAAGAAUCCGGACCUGUGUUACCUGGCCACUCUGGACUGGUCCAAGAUCCUGGACUCGGUGGAGGACAACUUCAUCGUGGCCAAUAAGAAUGAGAGGGAGUGUGGAGACGUGUGUCCAGGCAUAGCCCAAGGUCAGACCAUCUGCCCUCAGAGCACCAUCAACGGACACUUCAGGGGACGAUGCUGGUCACAGAAUCACUGCCAGAGAAUGUGCUCGGACAACUGCAAGCACAGUGCCUGCACCCCCCAAGGCCAGUGCUGCCACGACCAGUGCCUGGGCGGCUGCUCUGAGCCGGGUAACGCCAGCAGCUGCGUGGCCUGCAGGAACCUCCAGCACGGGAGCGCCUGUGUAGAGAAAUGUCCUCCUGGAUACUAUAUCUUCAGAGGGUGGCGCUGUGUCAGCUUUGCUUUCUGUCAGGACCUCCACAACCAGUGUAAGCAGACUCGGAAACAAAACCAGGACCGGGACUCGGGCUGCCAUGAAUACGUCAUCCACAAUGGAGCCUGUAUCCCAGAGUGCCCUUCCGGAUAUUCCAGUAUAAAUUCCACUACGCUGACUUGCUCACGGUGUGCAGGCUUGUGUCCUAAAGAGUGUGUGGGAAACAAGACCAUCGACUCGGUAACGUCGGCCCAGGCUUUGAGGGGGUGCACCAUUCUUAAAGGCAACAUGAUCAUCAAGAUUCGAGGAGGCAAUAACAUAGCAGCCGAAUUGGAGGCGAGUUUGGGUCAGAUUGAAGAGAUCACAGGCUAUCUGACCAUUCGCAGAGCUUACGCCCUGGUCUCCCUUUCAUUCCUCCGCAAACUACGUGUCAUCAGGGGGGAGCAGCUUGAGGCAGAUGCCUAUGCCUUCUAUGCGCUGGACAACCAGAACCUCCGUGAGCUUUGGGAUUGGUCCAAGCACAAUCUAACCAUCCUGCGUGGUCGCACAUUCUUCCACUACAACUCUAAGCUUUGCAUGUCUGAAAUCCGAAAGAUGGAGACGGUGACUGGAACCCGGGAUCGAAACCAAAAGAACGACAUCGCUUUACGCAACAACGGGGAGCAAGCUUCCUGUGAGACGAAGCUGCUGAACUUCACUUUGAUAAAGACCAAGUCGAAUAUGAUUAUACUGAGGUGGGAGCCAUUCUGGCCAGCAGACUUUAGGGACCUGCUGGGAUUCAUGGUUCUCUACAAAGAGGCGCCGUAUAAGAACGUGACCGAGUUUGAUGGACAGGACGCCUGCGGCUCUAACAGCUGGGUGAUCGCCGAUGUGGAUCCGCCGCCUCGUUCCACGGAGGGAAAGAAGGCAGAGGACCCGGGGUACCUGAUCCGACCGUUGAAGCCCUGGACCCAGUACGCCAUCAUGGUCAAAACGCAGCUGUCUGCGUCUGAUGAGCACCAGGUCCACGGAGCCAAGACCGAGAUCAUCUACGUUCAGACGAAUGCUUCCAAACCCUCUGUUCCUCUGGACCCCAUCUCCUCCUCCAACUCCUCCUCUCAGAUCAUCCUGAAGUGGAAACCGCCCACCAGUCCCAAUGGCAACAUCACCCACUACCGGGUGGUCUGUCGAAAGCAGCAGGAGGACAGCGACCUGUACAAAUUCGACUACUGCUUACAAGGAAUGAAAGUGCCGUCUCGCAUCCCGACCCACCUGGACAGUGAGGAUGAGCAGAAGUGGAACCAAACAGAUGAGCCCACCUCGGGCGGCAGGUGCUGCGCCUGCCCCAAGACGGACAGCCAGCUAAAGAAGGAGCAGGAGGAGAUAGAGUACCGCAAGACCUUCGAGAACUACCUACACAAUGAAGUCUUUGAGAGCAGACCAUCCCGGCGGCGCCGCUCGGUGGGAGUUGCUAAUGCCACCCAGCCUCCUCUCUUCCUUACCACAGUUCCCAAUCUGCAGUUGGAUUCAGGCACAAUCUCCCCCGAUGGCGAGGAUCAAGAGGAAUCCAAGGUGGAACAAAAGGUGUUCUCAAAGGAGUCGACGGUCAUCUCCAACCUGCAACACUUUACCAGUUAUAAGAUAGAGAUCAUAGCCUGCAACGACCCGACAGAUCCCAAACGCUGCAGCAUGGCUACUUAUAUCAGUGCCCGAACUAUGCCAGAGGAGAAAGCAGACGACAUCCCAGAGCCCGUGACCCACGAGAUCGUGCAAGGCGAGCCUCCCUAUGUGUUGAUUAAGUGGAAUCCACCUAUCAACCCUAAUGGGCUCAUCAUCCUGUACGAGGUCUUCUACAGCAAGGUUGGAGACUCAGAGGUUCACACGACCUGUGUGUCACGGCCGGCCUAUCAGAAGCUAGGUGGCACCAAGCUUUCCCUUGUUCAGCCUGGAAACUACAGCGUGAGGGUUCGCGCCACCUCGCUGGCAGGAAAUGGCUCUUUUACUGAGAUAAUUUACUUCUUCAUGCCCAACCCUGAUCAAGGUUUGAUUUGGAUUGUCAUGGGUCCCGUCAUCUGCUUCAUCCUGCUGCUACUCGCGGGAGGUGGAGUGUUUGUGUACUUCAAAAAAAGGCAAACCGAAGGCCCCUUAGGAGAUCUCAUCACCUCUCCAAACCCCGAGUACUUCAGCGCUGGUGACAUGUACGUUCCUGAUGAGUGGGAGGUGCCCCGGGACAAGAUCGCACUGCUCAGAGAGCUCGGUCAGGGCUCCUUCGGUAUGGUGUACGAAGGAGUCGCCAAAGACAUCGUCAAAGGCGAUCCGGAGACGCGCGUGGCCGUCAAGACGGUCAACGAAUCGGCCAGCCUGCGAGAGAGGAUCGAGUUCCUCAACGAAGCCUCCGUCAUGAAGGCUUUCAGCUGUCACCACGUGGUACGUCUGCUCGGUGUGGUGUCCAAAGGUCAGCCCACCCUGGUAGUGAUGGAGCUGAUGACCCACGGGGACCUGAAAAGCUACCUGAGGAGUCUCAGGCCAGACUCGGAGAACAACCCGUCUGGCUCCCCGCCACCUACUCUGAAAGACAUGCUCCAGAUGGCUGCAGAAAUCGCAGACGGCAUGGCCUACCUCAAUGCCAAAAAGUUCGUCCACAGAGACCUCGCAGCCAGGAACUGCAUGGUGGCGGAGGACUUCACCGUCAAGAUCGGAGACUUUGGUAUGACACGAGACAUCUAUGAGACGGACUACUACCGUAAAGGAGGGAAGGGCCUGCUUCCUGUCCGGUGGAUGGCACCCGAGUCCCUGAAGGACGGAGUCUUCACCGCCCACUCUGACUGCUGGUCGUUCGGUGUUGUGUUGUGGGAGAUCAGCACACUGGCCGAGCAGCCUUACCAGGGUUUGUCCAAUGAGCAGGUGCUGAAGUUCGUCAUGGAAGGAGGGUUCCUGGAUCGGCCGGAGAACUGCCCUGAGAGGAUGCACAGCCUCAUGCAGAUGUGCUGGCAGUACAAUCCCAAGAUGCGUCCGACGUUCCUCGAGAUCAUCGAGAUGCUGCGGGACGACCUGGACCCGUCUUUCCAGGAGGUCUCCUUCUUCUACAGCGAUGAAAACAAAGUCCCUGAGACGGAGGAGUUUGACCUAGAUCUGGACAACAUGGAAAGCAUCCCCCUGGACCCGUCUUCUUACUCCCAGAGAGAGGAGAGCUUAUCCAGGGACAGCGGGCCCUCGGUGGCCCUGAGGGGGAACUAUGAGGAGCACGUCCCCUACACACACAUGAACGGUGGCAAGAAAAAUGGAAGAAUUUUAUCAUUGCCCAGAUCCAGCCCUUCCUAACAUUUCCCGUUUCCUUAAAGAACUCUUUGAAGCUUUCCCUUUUUCCCUUUCCGAUCUAUUUUUCUGUCUCCUUCGUGUUCCUCUCCUCAUUUUCGAUGAUCGUGAUUUUCUUAUUCUUCAGAGGAGCCCUUCAAAAAAAACAAAAAAAGAGACACAAAUCUCAGGACUUUUUAUUUUCUUCCUCGUGGCUCCAGAACACAGGCAAGGAGAGGAUGCAAACGUGGUGUAACACAUCAGACCAGAAAACCAAACUAUCGCUCGUCACUAACGCCACGUUUCCAGGACUCCUUGUGACGGAAACGGGGAAAAAAACAGAAAACUGUGAACACAACAAACCUUAGACAACCAAGAAGGCUGCUCAUGCUUGACCUCGAGACUCGCCCCUCCUCCUCUCCCACCGAUCCGCAUUUCCACAAUUCUGUGCUUUUCUUAUUUUAUUUUCCCUCUUUUUACUCAGAUAGUGGCCUUUGUAUACGUGGCCUGUAAACAAAGAGAAGUGUCCGUCAGCGCUCACACUAAUUUUCCUUUUUGAACAAUGACUUAAUCAGUGGGAUGACUUGCAAAGACUUGAUCGUAGAACAAACAUCUAUUCCUAGAGGAAUGUUUUUGUUGUUUGUUUGUUUUGGUUCUGCAGAAUUCCAAACGACACAGAUUCAUCGGGUGUUUGGUGACAACUUUUAAUUUAUUUGCUUCAAACGUUUCUUUUUGUGUCCUCACUAUAAGGCUGAAGGAUAUUUAAACAGUUAAGAAUUGGACAAAAAGAGUUCCUCAGACUGACCAAUAACUGCUGCUUCAUAUAUUUUAGUGGGUAUAGAAUUAUAUGAGUAUAUAUAAUAUAUAUAUAUAUAUAGUAUAUAUGGAAUAUUGGUAUUUCCCUACCAGUAUUUCAUAUAUAUAUAAAAUAGAUGGCAUUGUAAAUAGUUUGUAAUAUUUUUCAUCAGCUUUGCUAGUUCUUUGUUUUGUCAGGUUUAUUAUUCAAAUUUUUUUAUUUCCUUAUUUUUAUAGCCCCAGAAAUCGCUCCAACCUACCGUCAGUGCUCUCGGCGUCUUAGGCCUCCCUCUUAGUCUUUGCUCCGUCUGGAUGGAAAAGGGGAAAACCUGGAAAUGCUGUAAGCUAACUGCAUUUCUUUUGGUUCCCUCUCAAAGUGCACAAUAGUUCAAUACUUCACUACAGCUUUGAAAAUAAACUAAAAGCAAAAUAACCAAAAAAAAGAGAGAAAAAGAAGCUUAAUGAGCGAGGCGUUUGUAGGUCGGCGUGUUCGGGUGUGUCGUCUCUCGUGUCUUCGGUGGCGUUGAGACUCCCACGUGUUUCUUCCUGCAGGUUUGUGACGUCGUUUGUGGUGUUUUCAUUUUUUUAUUAUUUAUUUUUGUGGUGCCGGUUUGCCCGUCUGUGUCAGCUGUUGGCGAGGUUAGACGGCGCGGUGCUGCUCAGUAAAGGCGGAGCAUGAACUGACAGCAGCUGUUGGGUAGAGAGGGAGGGAGGCGUUCUGCGUUAGAUGGAGGGGUUUAUCAGAUUCACGUGUUACCCGUGCUCCUCCUUAGUCUCCCCGAGGCGUCCUGUUUGCUGCUGAUGUUCAAGAUUAGCCUGGUGGAAAUGUCCAGGUUUUGUGGUCGAAGCCUGAAGGAAAAACUGCAGAUGAAGCGCAGAGGGGGGCAGUCUCUCCCUGUAUUUUUGAGAGAGCACGCGGGGGGCUGCCUGCCAGUUGAUUGCUAAUCCCAUUAUUCUCCCUGCUAUCACGUGCAGAGUGUGUGCAGCAGCGGUUUCACUCAGGUCUGACAUUCCAGUUGAGUUGGAGCGCCUCGUUCCCUCACCCUCGAGUUUUUCCUGCCUGUUGGCAGAGCUCACACCAUCAGACACACACACAAGACAGACAUUUGCUUGUUUGAUUUUCCUCCUUAAUAGACGACUUCUAGAGGUACAGUGGCAGACAGAUUUUUCUGAACAUUCACACAAGAAGAAACUUGUCAAAUUGCUCCUGACGUUGAUUCAAAAACAUUCCUGUCCACUGAUCCCUGAUUCAGAGUUCAAAACAAGUCAAGUGUCCUUAUGGCUGACCUUUCACUGACCCGCCGCGGCCUUCAUCCAGAGCCCAUAGGCCAUCGGUGUUUCACAGCGGGCCAGCCCGCGGCCGCUCUUCUGUCGUCCUCAGGCAUCAGCCGAUAGUCAGCGGAUCAGCGGAGACGAUCGUGGUGUUUUUUCUCCUCCCCCUGAACACACAGAGCAGUGCGGGUGCCAAUCUCACUGAACAGCACUUACAGAAUAGCCAAAGCGUUGCUCUCUCACCAAGAACCCAGAGAGUCGAGUCAGAGAAAGCCGGGAAGCUGCUUCCAGAUAUUUACCAGUGCCUUCUCAAACCCUGAGCCUCUUCCAGGCUAAAUCUAUUGGCUGUAGUUCAGCGCGCGCGCACACACACAGAUGACUCAGUGCUUUCUCACAUUUUUUUCUCACCUGGGUUUAUGAUGAAGCUGAUAUAGUUGUAGCUGCAUCACUCGUCUUUGGAGGCGGUGUUUCUGCUGCAGACACCGUCGAUCACACCCGGCACGGAUCCGUCCGAGUCUGCGCCGUGGCCACUUAAUGGGCCGUAAACAAUGGAGUCGCUUUUGGCUCAUCAUACUGAGGAGUUAAAGCCGUGGGGCUGUGGUAGUUUGUAAAUAGUCUGUGAGAUAGUUUGGAAAGAUAAAAGCAGACAAACAUCAGCUGCGUGUACGUUUGUCGUUAAAUAUUCAAACUGCAUCAUGAUCCGAUCACGCAGCCAAAACCCACUUGGAGUCGUUUCGGGCUGCACGACACGUCUCGUGGUGGUGUUCAUGCACACCUGCAGUUGUGAACAUUUUCUUAUGAUCAUCAUCCUGUAAACAAGAACACCGUCAGCAUGUUUAGGGCCGCUGAGGGCGGAGUAAAUGCAGCAGGCUGGUUAGCUGUAGAGAUGGAGUCGGCGCUGGUGAGCGGCAGGAGUGCUCGUUAGUUAGUUAGUAAGUAAUUAUUGUCGUCUGUGUGUUUGGCCGGAGUCUACCUCAGUGCACACGGAGGAAUCAGUCUGUGGAGCCUAAAUCAUCCCACCGUUUAAAAACCAUCACCAACACCGCGGAUGGCGUGUGAAAGCUAAUCUUCCCAGUUUGCUGUCUUGCGUCCGUGGGGUGCUUUAUUUUCAAGCCCGCGCGUCGCGUUUUUAAGAGCACUCAUCGCCCCUCUCCUCUGCACGUUUCAUGAACAUUUCUUCACACAAAGCUUCCCACGGUCACUGGAAGCAGCACCGUAGCUUUACUGUUCCCCUUUUCCACGCACACCGGGCCUCCGGACCGUGCGUAAAGCGGCUCUGAUAUCAGAGAAUGUGACACUGGCGUGGGUCGACACCGAAAAAGAAAAAACCAUAAUAUCGUGACUCGGGUCAUAUCUGUGAUUGCCUUCACGCAGCCAAGGCUAACCAAGCUCAGCCGUGGACCUCACGCUGCUUUAUCUUCUUCGGCGUGUCCAACUGUCUCCGUGCGGUCCAAACAGUCGCUGUGUUCACAUCUCGAGUCUCCUCCAUUUGUACUUUUGUUUCUCUGUUCUGAUUCUAUUCUGUACGUAUGCUUUUGCUUUGUCUACUGUGAAUGUCAAGUGAUGACCUGUAUUUUCUGUCAAUGCCGUGGAUUGGGUCUGUCGUGGCUGAUCAGGACGCAGACGUCCGGGCUGCUUAGAGGAGGACUUUAACCCCCACCCCCUCCUCCUCCGCCUCUGAAAAGGAGAAAAGCUGGACUCGGACCAUCCUGUGUGCCAUAAGAACUUUUAACUGACAUGAAAUCUCGAUUGUAACUUUUUCGUCUCAGGGAGGCGGCCCGAUGCUUACGGUUGGAGAGAGGAGGAGGAGGAAGAGUUACCUACCUACCUUUUAUCUGCUCUAACUGAAGCGCAAGUUCUCAGCAUCCUUGCAAAAAAGCAAAAGGCGACAAAAACCUAAACACUCUUUUCAUAAAUCAGUUUUUUCCCGGCCUGUGAAAUCAAUCAGGACCGCUCCUCUCUCCACUCACACGUGAUCUGGUGUGGGCUGCCCUCUAGCGGUCGGAUGGGAGCGUUGCGCAUCAGGGGCGGCAAAGACAAACUGCUUCCCCGCCCCUCCGCCAACCCACAGUGCCUUGCUCAGACGAAAAGCUCCGUCUGACCCCCUCCUGAGCAGAACCGCCCCUGACAGUCCACCAAUCACAAAAGAGGAUUUUCCCACCUCCGAACACGAAAUGAAAAUCACAUAAAUUUUGUUCUUGGCGAAACUAUUCUGCUUUUUUUGUUGUUUUAGGAAAACAUAUUGUGUUUUUGUUUUUUUUUAACCUUCCCUCCACCCGGGAAAAAGGAGAGGGAAAAUAAUAGUUGAACUUGUGUCGCUACUCUGCUAAGCUCUGGCUUGCUUUGUGCAUGAAAAUGAAAUAUCUAUACCAGCAGAUAAUUUGAUGCUUACUCAUUUUUUUGUUUUAUUUGUAUUUUGACAGCCCAAAGUCACGCAAACACCCGCAAUUAGCAACAAGUGAGCGCGUAAACAUUCAAAAGUGCGUUCGUUUGCUGCACGAUUUGUAUGUUUGUCAUUUUCUUUUUGAAUGAACCCAAUAAUAAGCUCUUUCGUGUAAAUAGCAGCAGAUCUUCUCGUCCCUGGAAAAACGAAACAAAACGAGAGCACUUCAUUUUUAGGGAAGUUUAGCUUUGUUGUUUUGCUGAGCUCUGGUUGGACAGAGCAUGCUAGUAACAGCACAGGGUGAGAACAAAGCAUUGUAUGUAUUGUUUCGUUUUAAAGAGAAAAGUAUUACGUUUUAGAGAUGUUGAUAUCUAUUUUUUUUUAGCCAAAGUAGGGAGGCCGAAUACGACGACCUUUUCUGACUGUAAACUUUUACUACUCUUGUACAUUUUGAAUUUAACAUUGUUAUCAAUGUGUAUAUAACUUUUUCUAAAUUUAAAAAGAUUUUUUUUGUUUUUCACGAAACGACCCACUACACAGAAAAGAGCGCAGUCGAGUCUGUUGUUGUAUUUAACCCGGAGCAGCACGGCUCCAGUCUGAGGGCUUCACGCUGCGGAAAAGACGCAAACUGUAUGCGGCCCUAAAUGUUCCGCACACCAAGCCCGCUCUUAGUCCGAUGCAUGUUCUGAAUGUUGGCCCGAGAGGUCGUGCGAUUUCGGCCCGCCCCCACCUCCACCCAGCCCCAGCGGCAUGCCACCGUGUCACCUGUAAAGCCUUUCUCACGUCACAGAUGCUUCACCUGUUGCAGGUGUUUUUGUGUGAAAAUGUUUCCAGGUAAUUUGUUUGUUGUUGUUGUUUAUUUGUGAGUGUGGACAAACUGGAAAAGACCACUGUGCGUUAUUUUGAAGAAGAAAACAAAAAAACACAAGCGAGAAAAUCCUGAAUAAGCUAAAGAGAAAACGUAUUAUUUGAGAAGCGUAUCCUCUACCAGGUUCUCGACUGCAGGCUGUCACAGGAGUCGUGCAAUAUUUUGGUAAAUUCCCUCACGGAGAGUUAAAGGGGGCCUAUUAUGCACUUAUUUUUAUAUGAGCUGUUACGGGGUGAAUGCUCAUAUUAAGCUAGUUUCCCAAAAAAUGACUUCAGUGUAUGUGCAUGCAAUCCCUGUGAGUUUUUUCUACUCUUGGCUCUUUGUGAUGUCAUAGAGAGGGGCUAGUGUUGUUUCGGGCAGUGGAUAAAGUAACUGGUUGGACCAACCCUGAGAUUUGGAUAAAGGACUCCUUCAAAGCGACUGUAGCGGGUCCUCUUUAAACGCUCACAUAAAGAUUAGAAAGGAAGAAAAGGCGAGCGUGACUCUGAUGAACUAAAUCCACCUUUCAGAUGAACACAUCACACCUGGAUGGUUUAGUCCACAGAAGACCAGUGACAACUGUUUUUCAUAUUUACUGGUGGUUAUUGGUGAACCAUGUCCUUGCCGACUGCACUAAAUUCAGAGUUUCUCACUGUUUAGUUGUGUGUGUGUGUGUGUGUGUGUGUGUGUGUGUAUGUGCGUGGACUAAACAGAUUAGGUAUAAUGUGUUUAAUACUGAACUGUAGGAUUUUAAUGUAUUUGAUUUUGUAUGGAAGCUUGUUUCUGCUAAAAAAUAAAUAAAGUUGGGUAUCUCGGAAUUUCAGCUCGACAGUUUAAGUUAGGUAUAUCAAUUUACUUCUAAAUAAGUAUAAAAAUGUGACUUAUUCAGAAGUAAGUUUAAAUUUUGAGAUAAUAAGUCAAAGAUUAAACGUAGGUCUGUCUGACAGGCUUCAUUCGUCUUCGAUUGGUGGAAACGAGCUUUCGUAGCUUUGCCCAGAGCCACACUAGCCGUGCUCUCCAGCCCCGGUCAGACUUUGUGUUCCCCCAUAACAUGAACAAGCUUUUUAAGAGCGUAAAGACUGAAGCCCUCUCCUAUAAAUGAAUUCCAGUGCUGUGUGUCGUAGCCCUUUGUCAGGUGACAGACGUGAGGACGAGCUUCUGAGAGUCACCCGUCGCUCCAGUGGUCUGCUCCAGUUUACACACCAGUGUGCGAUGCUCGUUUCUGUCCCGUUCCCCGCGCGACGUGGAGCCGAGUGUGUCAUCCUCGGUUGAGAUCUUCACGAGCGCUUUCUUCGUCCUCCUCCUGUUACUUCACGUUUCCUCUCUCCUCCGUGCACAUAGGUGGUCCCCAGAAUGCUCUGUGUAGUCUUGCAGGAUACCUCUUUGUUAAUGUCAUUUUAUUGGCGAUGAAUAUGUUGAUGUAUUCAUUUUGGGAUAUGUUGUGUAUACGUUAUGUUGAAAUGUCAGUGCGUACGCAUACAGCAGGUGUAUAUGUGCGUAUGUGCAGUGCAAAAAAACAAAAACAACAAAAAAAGGACACACCCCCAAAACUCACAAAUCCGCAAGAGAUCGCUUCAUCCCUCACACUGGAUCCAAAUGUGCCAUUAUCUUUAUGUACCACAAAAUAUCGACUACACGGUCUCACACACAUAAAUGCAUAUUGUACAGGAUCAAAAAUGUGCCAUGACGAAAUGAACGCUUGACAAUUUAUUUUUUCUAUGUUUUCAAAGGAGAGCCAAGUAGUGACGUGUACAGACAAUGUUGCAAUGAUAUGAAAAUAAAAAUCUUGCUGUGUGUAAAUUAUUCAACAAUUAACUGUUUAUAUUAAAAUUAUGAAUAAAAUUAUUGGAGAA